AUGAUAUGGAUGAAUAUACUUGUUUUCUCAGACCCCAAGGGAGGAGGAGGAGGAGGAACAAAGGUAGGGGUGAAGUCGGAGAGUGGUGGUGGAAUGAUGGAAAACAUUGCAGAAGCGAAGAAGGUGGUGCAUGUUGGAGUAAUCCUUGAUGUGAAUUCACCAGUUGGAUCGGUGGUAAAUGCAUGUCUUUCCAUGGCAAUCUCAGAUUUCUAUGGUGCUCAUCCUAACUUCAGAACCAGAUUGUCUCCACACCAUAGGAACUCCGAUGAUGCUCUUGCUGCUGCUUUUACAGCUCUAGAGUUGAUUGAUAAGGAAGAAGUUGACGCCAUCAUCGGGCCCCAAACGUCAAAGCAAGCUAGAUUUGUGAUAGAUGUCGGCCGAAAGGCCCAAGUUCCAGUUAUUUCGUACUCAGCUACAAGUCCCUCGCUCUCUACAACCCAAAAUCCUUUCUUUGUUCGAGUAGCCCUAGAUGAUAGCACACAAGCGAAAGUCAUCACUGCCAUCGUUCAGGCAUUUGAAUGGCACGAAGUUAUCCUCAUCUACGAAGACACUGAAUAUGGAAGUGAUUUAAUCCCUUACUUGGCAUAUGAAUUUCAACAGGUUGACAUACGACUGAGUUCAAGGUUUUCCUUCUCCCCAAACGAUAGUAAAUUGAGGAUCUUAAAAAAGCUCAACAAGGUAAUGGCGAUGCAGACAAGAGUGAUUGUAGUGCACACGAGUUCUUCCUUUGGGUCUAAACUCUUUUUUCUUGCAAAAGAUGUAGCCAUGAUUAGUGAAGGAUAUGUAUGGAUCAUCACUGAUGGAUUAUCUAGUUUGUUGGAUCCUAUGGGAGUUAAGGCCUUUGGUUUCAUGCAAGGUGUUUUGGGUAUAAGGCCAUACAUACCGCAAUCUAAGGGCCUUAAAAAUUUUAAAAGGAAAUGGCAAAGUAGGAUUCAUUCUAGUUCUACGAAACUAAACAUUUUCGGGUAUUGGGCAUAUGAUACUAUUUGGGCACUAGCUAAGGCUGUUGAAAUGAUUCCACAAGAGAGCUCUAGUGUUAAUGGAGAAAAUCAUCACAGAAAUACAAGUCAAUUUCCUGUUAUAAAAGUCUCAAAAAGAGGUAAAAUGAUCUUAAAUGGGUUAUUAAAAACCAAAUUUAAAGGCCUCAGUGGAGAUUUUAGUUUGGUUGGAGGACAAUUGCAGUCUUCAACUUUUGAAAUCAUCAACGUGAUAGAUAACGAGGAAAAAGUUAUUGGGUAUUGGACCCUUGAGAAUGGGUUGACUAGGAAACCAGACAAAGCUAAAAAUGGAAAAUCAAUGUCCAAAUAUGAACUUAAACCACCUAUAUGGCCAGGAAACACGAAAGACAAACCCAGAGGUUGGACAACACCAAUUGGUGGUAAGAAGUUAAAUAUUGCAGUCCCUCACAAACCUGGCUUUGAAGCAUAUUUGAAAGUGGCACAGGAUCCUUACACCAAGGAGUUCAUUAUAACAGGGUUCUCUCAUGAUGUCUUCGAGGAGGCAUUAGCGCUAUUAUCUUUUCCAGUUCCUCGCAAGCUUAUUCCUUUCCCCAUUGGUCCCAAUGGAGGAACAUAUGAUGAGCUUCUUUCCAAUGUCAAAAAUCAGACAUAUGAUGCUGCAGUGGGAGAUAUAACAAUUCUUGCAAAUCGGUCUCAGUAUGUUGAUUUUACAUUGCCUUACUUGCAAUCAGAUGUGUCAAUGGUUGUGAAAAUCAAAGAUGAUGAGAGAAAUAAUAUGUGGAUAUUCUUAAAGCCACUGAGUUGGGAUCUUUGGUUAACGACUGGAGUAGCCUUCGUUUGUACAGGAUUAGUAGUAUGGAUUUUGGAACAUCGUAUCAACAACGAGUUUAGAGGUUCCGCACAUCAGCAAGUAGGAACAGUUUUUUGGUUUUCCUUUUCAAUUCUAGUGUUUGCUCAUAGGGAGAAGAUAAUAAACAACUUGUCAAAAUUUGUGCUGAUUAUAUGGAUAUUUGUAGUACUCAUCCUCACCCAAAGUUACACUGCAAGUUUGGCCUCGAUGCUAACAGUGCAACGUUUGGAACCGACAAUCAUAGACAUCGAUGAGCUAAAAAUGAAUGGUGAUUUUGUAGGAUAUGAAACUGGUUCCUUUGUGAAAGACCUUUUGGUGAAACAAUUGGACUUCGAUGAGUCUAAGUUGAGGGACUAUGGUACUGCUGAGGAGUUUGACAAAGCAUUAUCAAAGGGAAGCCAAAAUGGUGGUGUUGGUGCAAUUUUUGGAGCACGACAUUGCGUGAAUCUUUUUCUUGCCAAGUAUUGCGACAAAUAUAUGAUAGUAGGACCAACGUACAAUACUGAUGGACUUGGUUUCGCCUUUCCAAGAGGGUCACCUCUAGUCCCCGUUAUUUCCCGGGCAAUCUUGAGUGUGAUUGAAAAUAAGUCAAAAAUGGAUGCCAUGGAACACAAAUAUUUUUUGCACCUAAAAGCUUGUCAAAAAACGAUUUCAUCCAGUAGUCUCGGCUUGUAUAGCUUCGGGGGUCUCUUCAUCAUCACGGCAGUUGCUUCAGUGUCUUCUCUCAUCAUUUACUUCACUAAAUUUUUGCAAUCUCAUUGGACUACAAUCCACACCGUGCAUCAUGACAGUUCAUUUUGGUCUAAAAUUAGUGAACUGGUAAAGCAUUUUUAUGACCAAUCUCUUUACCCUCUGCCGGCAACCAAUAGUACUUUACAAAGUGUUGAAGCUUUGCAUGAUGUCGAAAAUGAAGUUGUUGAUACUGUUGUUAUUGUUGGCAAUGUUAGUAGCUCUACUUUAUGA
This is a messenger RNA of Gossypium raimondii (Peruvian cotton), 2772 nucleotides long. RefSeq names its product glutamate receptor 2.8. Gene Ontology annotation, molecular function: ligand-gated monoatomic ion channel activity; signaling receptor activity. The transcript is spliced from 6 exons. Bases 1 to 2772 code for a protein of 923 amino acids. NCBI's taxonomy places the organism in Eukaryota, Viridiplantae, Streptophyta, Magnoliopsida, Malvales, Malvaceae. The record is from RefSeq and is a predicted model, not a curated record. Gene Ontology annotation, cellular component: plasma membrane.